Messenger RNA from Aspergillus calidoustus, 1020 nucleotides. The record is from the annotation of a GenBank genome assembly. Lineage: Eukaryota; Fungi; Ascomycota; Eurotiomycetes; Eurotiales; Aspergillaceae.
AUGACUGCGGCUGGGAAAUUCCCGUCGCAGUUGGCUCACACCCUCAGGACACAUAAUGGGCCCGUGAAUGCCGUGACCUUCUCCGGAGGCCCUGGAACAUAUAUCCUUACCGGCUCGACUGAUCGCGCCAUCCACCUCUCUCGUGCAAUCCCAAACAGCAACAAUGCGUCCGCCGUCGAGACGACGUCACCGAUCCAGAAAUACGAGGCACAUGGGUACUCGGUGCUAGACAUUGCUGUUGCAUCUGAUAAUUCGCGAUUUGCAAGUGUUGGUGGGGAUCGCCAGGUGUUUCUGUGGGAUGUUGAACAGGGUAUUACCACGAGACGCUGGGGUGGACAUAAUGCGAGGGUGGAAGCUGUACAGUUUGCCGGAGAGGACGACGCGGUGGUUGUCUCGGGUAGCGCAGAUACGACCAUCAACCUCUGGGACGGCCGAUCGAACUCCCAUAAGCCGAUUCAGACUCUCACCGAGGCCAGUGACACGGUCUCCUCAUUGCACGUCAAUAUGGCUACGUACUCUAUCGCCAGCGGAAGUUAUGACGGUCGCGUGAGGGUCUACGAUAUCCGUAUGGGUCGAACAACGGUCGAUGUUCUUGGGCACCCGGUUACCAGCGUCCGAUGCUCGACGGACGGGAACGCGCUUCUGAUAUCAACGCUAGACAGCCGAAUUCGCAUGCUAGAUCGGGAUGACGGAAAGCUAUUGAACGCUUUCGGCCAAGAAGACAGCUCCAAGCCUCCAUCAAUCACAGGGAAAAGAGCGGCCACUUAUCACAACACGGAACUGCGCAUCCGUUCCGUCUUCGCGAAAGCUGAUGCGGUCGUCUUGAGCGGAAGUGAAUCCAACAAAGAUGAGCCCUACAGCCAAGCGCAUGUGUUCGCCUGGGACGUAUUGAGUGGAGAAGUCAUCGCGGCGAUCCCGGCCGGCGAGAGGGUCAAGGCUGUGAGUUCCGUGGCGUGGAAUGAGAAAGGGAAAUGCUGGGCGAGUGGCUGCUCCGAUGGAACCGUCAAAGUCUAUCGGUAA